UAAAAAAAUAUUUUUUAUUCUUUUGUCCGUAAUUCAUGGAGGAAGAAGAAGAAGUAAGAACUUUAGGUCCAAAGUAAAUAAGGACAUACAUAUCAUCAAUUGAGUGUCAAAAUUUCAAAAUGUUCUUUUGAAUGGGGUAGACAGAGAAAGCUUCAUCCCUCUCUAAAAUCAUUAUACUUUCCUUUACCAAAACUUUCCUUAUUCCACCGUCUUUCCUCUUUCAGUCUUUCUUUUUCUACUACCCUCCAAACUAACCUAUGGAAUGCACCGCCACUGAUGAUACACCUGAUGAUCUCGAGGAGGAUCUGAUUAAACUACUUGUGGAAGAGAAGAAUAGAAUCUACGAACCCUAGGAAUUCUCUGUAAUUCUCGAAGUUCUUGGUGGGACUAUCACUCACCAAUUCCUAAAAUCAAAUUUGGAAACCUUAUGGAAAUUAAACGAACCACUCUGCCUAAUCGAUCUAGGGCAUGGGUUCUUCACCGCUAAAUUCAAAAGUCGGGAUAGCCAAGAUACAGUACUAUAGAAGGGGCCAUGGUUCGUUGUAGGAAGCUUUGUCUAUGUAAGGCGGUGGUAACCAAACUUCGUCCCCAGCACUUCUAAAAUAGAUUCAAUAGCAAUCUGGGUAUGCUUAUCCCAAUUACCUAUAGAAUUCUACGAUCUAGGGAUCUUAAAAGGAUAGGAAGGAAAAUUAGAAAGCUGCUAAAAGUUGAUGCAUGCACCUCUGUAUCUGUUCGAGGUCGAUAUGCUCGAAUUUGUGUCCAUAUUGACUUAGGUAAACCAGUUAAAACCUCAAUCACUGUGGGAAAUCACAAGAAGAUCCUUCUCUACGAAGGAGAAAAGAUUUUAUGUAAACUUUGUGGUUGUCUGGGGCACACAGCUCAAUCUUGCCCGGAGAAACUUCAAGGUCAACUUUCAAAAUAUUCCUCGACAUAGCCUACCACCACGAUGGCUGAGGAAUCAUAUCAUGAAUAGAAGGCUAUCACAUUCCCUCAAAAGAAAAACCACAGAUGUCUGGUAACCCCUAACAGAGGUAAAAAUGAGAUAGUCGCGGCACCAGGUAAGUUCCCUAACACUUUUCCCACCUCUAGGGCUUCUCAGUCCAUGGCUAGCGGUAUGUUUUCCCUUUUAGGGCAGUAGUAAAUGAAUGGGCCAUUUCGGGUCAACCAAGGUAUUGGUCCCCAAAAGGUUUCCUAGAUCCAGCCCACCUCCCAUUUGUAUGUUAAAACCCCCGCAAUUCCCCUUAAUAAUAAUAAAGGGCCUCUCCUUAGUACUGCAAGUCUUACUAACAAUAUUGAGCCCAACUUUUCUAAUAUGGGUGUCAACCUUUGGCCCAGUCUCUCAUUAGGCCCAGAUAUAACACCCGACCCAAGAUCCAAUUCCCCUCCUCCAAAUACUUUUAACCCCUCUAUUAAUUUACACAGUUUUUCUUCUAACAUAUGCUCAGAAAUAAAUAAAAAAAGAUCUCUCAGCAGGGCCCACUCAUCUCAUAUAAUGAUUGAACCCCUGCAACUUCGAAUUUACCCCCAUACGCCGGCGAAAAUGCUUUCCACUUCCCAGGGGGUUUUGGUGGACAAUAGCUCAAAUGCACACAAAGCAUUUAAUGCUACUGCAUUGUCCAAAGUUGAGUCCAUCCACAUUUCCCCUCAGCUUACUGUUAUUAACUCUCAAUUGCAUACCAUGCAAGAAAACUCCUCACACCAAAAUAAACUUUUCUCCCUCUCCAAACAUGAUCACUAUGAUCACAACCCCUCUCUCUCCAAUUUACACUCCAACUUCAUGGUUGGAGGUUUGUCUCUCCACCCAAUUUGCCUCUCUACACCUUUAAUGGGAAGGGAGACAGAUGAAAAUUCUCAUCCAAGAUCCGAACUACUUAGCUCUAUUAGCAAUGGAAUGCCUCAAUUAGGGCCUACAACAGUUUGGUCCAAAUGCUUGGAUAGAAACACUAAUGCAUAUUUUCAAUUUGGAGUUCCAGGGGGAACUAAAUCCUACGACUAUAACAAAAAUGAUGAACCUAACCAUCUCAAGUAUCCCUUUUUUUCCACCCCACAACCUACUUCUCCUAACAAUGGGACCUCAUUUUGUAAGACUCAAGGGGGAAAACCUCUCCCCUCUAAACCAAACCCUUUGAGUCUAACACUCUCAUACACCCCUCAGAAUAUCAAAGUCCUCAAAAGAGAAAAGACCUUAGAAGCACUGAGGGUGAGAAACAGGGAGAUGGAAUCACUCCUUCUUUAGUUAAGGAUCCCCAGAACAGAUGUUCUCACUUUGGAAAGGCUUUUAAAUCUAGUCUUCGAGGGUCUAACUCAAGAGAUAGUCAUUGUCCUCUUCCACAGGACAUUUCAAGACUAGAACUAAGUUUAGGUUUGCCAAACCUUACGAUAAGGAAUCCUUAAAAAAAAUCUCCCAACUCUCUAGAAAGAGGAAAAAUAGGGACCAACCCAGUUCCUUGGAUCCCUCAGGGAAAAGAAAAGCUAUAGUUCAGGAGAAUACCCAACAACCAAAGAAAAUGAAGCAGAAUUGCCUGAUAUGGAAUGCUAGAGGGGACAACAAUACUGAGUUUAUGAGGCAUUACAAGUCUUUAGUUGAUACCCACCAACCCUCAAUCUUUGCCCUUUUAAAGACUAGAAUGGUCGACCUUAAGGGUCUAGUUGAUGAGUUAGGAUUUCCUUGCCUCAUACAGUCUUCUGCUACUGGUGCUUCUGGAGGCAUUGUUAUCUACUGGAAGGAUGAAAUCAUUGCCAUCAAAGAAAUCUUAAUUUUUUCCCAGGCUAUCAAUAUUACAAUUAAGGUUGAUGCUAAGAAAACUAGGCGCACCCCUCCAACAUUGUUAUAGAGAAUAAAAUCAGGUCGUGGACGCGCUAGCAAAGGAAGGCUCAAAUCAUGAGUUUCUAGAGAAUUGUAAAGUUUUUGUCACCCCAUCCCCCCAGUAGCCCUUACAGUAUGGGACCAUCAGAAAGAAAGGAAUCAUUGUAGGACAAUAUCAAAUUCGUAGACGUUUGGGCUACGCCCAUCUUUUUGUGUAUUAGAGACAGACUGAACUCCAACUUUUUAUUUAUAUAUAUGAAUAUAACUACUCCUUCUUACCAAAAGAAAAAAAUUGAGUGUCACAUACAAUUCCUACGAAUUAUAAUUAGAAACAUAAUCUUUGAUUUUUAUGACAUAUAAUAAUUGAUUAUCAUCAUCUAAUCCACUUCAUUCCUUGGCAACAUCAAAUGAUUCUUUUCUUUUUUUGAUAAAAAUUUCAGCUAAAAGGAAAAAACACAUAAAAUAUGAGAACCAAUUGCUAAUUUUUAGUCUAUUCAAAUUACAUAAUUAUAACAAUUGACAUAAACAAAUCAUCCUAUCAUUAUUAACUAAAAGAAAAACAAAAAUAGACCACGUCGAAUGAAAAAGGGAGAAAAAUAAGUUGAAUCAGAUCCAAAUAAAAAAGAAAAAAAUGUGCAUAUUAUAUUAUUGAAAUCUAAAUUUGUGUUCACAAAAAAGUCACUUAAAUAGAAUUAUAUAAGGUAGUAUUUAACUGAUUUAGAAGUGCAUUAAAUAUUAAGAGUUUGCUUCAUUUAAAUAAGUAAAUAAUUAUAUAGGAUAGUAUUUUAAUUGAUUUAAAAGUAUAAAAUAAUAACACUUUUACAUAUUUAAAAAAAAAAGGAAAGAUUACAUAUAGUUAAAAAAAACGCUUUGACUUUUUUGAAAAAAAUAUUUUUGCUUCUUUUGCCGAUCACAAUGUCCAUAAACAUAAUUUUUGAUAAACUUCUUAAAGAGAAACUUGACCGACCUCAUACUGUUGCCCGGAAAUUAUUAAGUUCUAGUAGAAAUAGGACUUAUAAAUAGGAGUUUUCUCAUAUAUUUAGUAGUCUUUAUUUAUUUUUUCAUAUAUUUAUUAUAGUUAUAUUUAAUAUUAUAAAUAUAAUAAUAGUAUAAUUGAAAGAAUUACUGAAAAGACGAAAAGUAUGACGGAGGGUAUAGACGUACCAUUUAUCAUAGUUCGGAUAUAUAUUUAUUGCUUUGUCAUUUAUUUUUUUCUAGCUUUUUCAUAUAUUUUUCAAUGCUCUUAAAUGAGACUAAUAGCAAUAAUUUUCUUAAUUUUUUUUAAAGCUUCUAAAGGAAGGGAAGCCUUAGAGUAACUGGUAAAAUUAUUAUCAUGUGUUGUCAUGUGACAGGAGGCAUAGGUUCAUACCAUGGAAAUAACCUUCAACAGAAAAUGCAAAGUAAUGUUGUGUACACUAGACCCUUAUGGUUCGACUCUUCCCCAGACUCCGCACGUAGCAAAAGCUUUAUUGUAACAAGAAGCCCUUUUCAAUUAAUCAUUGGU
Capsicum annuum is the source of this 4310-nucleotide messenger RNA. RefSeq lists its product as uncharacterized. The record is from RefSeq and is a predicted model, not a curated record. The transcript has 2 exons. Lineage: Eukaryota; Viridiplantae; Streptophyta; Magnoliopsida; Solanales; Solanaceae. Bases 1313 to 2236 code for a protein of 307 amino acids.